Ornithorhynchus anatinus (platypus) is the source of this 1664-nucleotide messenger RNA. RefSeq names its product probable E3 ubiquitin-protein ligase TRIML1. NCBI's taxonomy places the organism in Eukaryota, Metazoa, Chordata, Mammalia, Monotremata, Ornithorhynchidae. Gene Ontology annotation, molecular function: protein binding; zinc ion binding. The transcript is spliced from 6 exons. The record is from RefSeq and is a predicted model, not a curated record. The coding region runs from base 1 to 1404 and encodes 467 amino acids.
AUGGCGUCGGCGGCAGAGGUGGCCAGAGAGCUCCAGCAGGAGCUGACCUGCUCCGUGUGCAUGGAUUUCUACACCGACCCGGUGACGGUGGACUGUGGGCACAGCUUCUGCCAGCCGUGCCUCGCCAGGUGCAGGGAGGCGCUGUGCCCGGAAUGCCGCGGGCCCCUGGAGGAGCGGGAGCUGCGGCCUAACCGACGCCUGGGGAAGCUGGCAGAGAUCGGGAGACGGCUCGGCCCCCGGCUCCUGCGGAGCACCGAGCCCAAAUCCAUGUGCCCGAGGCACCAGAAGCCCCUAAAGCUCUUCUGCCAGGAGGACGAGAGUCCGAUCUGCGUGACGUGCUACCAGGACCCCGAGCACGACCAGCACAGCGUCUGGCCCCUAGACGAAGUGGCCGACUCCUACAGGGAGAAGUUCCAGCAGCUUCUAAAACAACUGUGGAAAGAGAUGGAGGAAGUUCAGGCAGUGCUGGGCCAGGAGAGGUGGAAAUCCAAGAGGCGCAAGGUGGAGGUCCAGAGCUGGAGGCAGACCCUGGUGUCCGAGUUCGGGAAGAUGCACCAAUUCCUGGAGGAGGAGCUGGAGCAGCGGCUGCGGAGGCUGAAGCAGGUCGAGGAGAAGAACGCGUGGAUCCUCUUGAGGAACGAGGGACGUCUAGUUGAGCAGAGCCUCGCGUUGCGGACCACCAUCGCCGACCUGGAGGCCCGGUGUCAAUGCGGGGCUUCCGAGCUGCUGCGGGACGUGAAAGGAACACUAAGUAGAGCUCUGUCGAUGCUGCGGCAGAAGCUGGAAACCACGUCCUUGCAGCUGUGUGCCUGCUGCGUACCGGGCAUGAGGGAGAUUCUCAGCAGAUAUGAAGUGGCCGUGACCAUGGACCCUUCCACAGCCAGCCCGUGGAUCAUAGUUUCGGAAGAUCUGAAGAGCGUGAGGUUUGUAGAGCACCAGCGGGACCUGGAAGGCAUGGAGGGCCGAUUCACCAACUGCGCCAGCGUGCUGGGCGCUGAGCGCUUCUCUGAGGGCCGGCACUAUUGGGAAGUGGAGGUGCAGCCAGGAGCCGAGUGGGAGGUGGCCUUGUGCAAGGAGUCCAUGAGCAGGGAGCGGACCACCCAGGUGGGCAAGGGGGACAUCUUCUCACUGUUGGCCGUGGAUGACGAGGUCACCUACAGUGUGUGCACAGCUUUCCCCUGGAUCCAGCACCAGGGCCACUUGCAGGCCAGGCGGGUCGGGGUCUUUCUGGAUUAUGAGGCUGGGGUGGUCUCCUUCUACAACGUCACAGAUGCCUGCCUCAUCUUCAGCUUCCCCCCAACUCACUUCUCUGAGCCUCUGAGGCCCCUCUUCUCACCCAGCCUCCGACCAGGCGGGACUUACUCUGCACCCCUGACCAUUGUCCCAGUCAAUAGCCUUGGCUGAAGACUGGGUGACUUCUCUUCUGCAACCUCCUUCCCCUCUCCCCUCACCCCACCAGUUCUCUGGAGGCCCCGCCAGCUGUUUGGGGUGGUGUCCACAGGGUCUCUUCUCUCCAGGGGUCUUCACUCCAUUUUGGGAGCCAUGGAUGGGGUGUGCCGAUAUGGGAUUCAGCACUCUUGACUCUUGACUUUCUCUGCAGGGGUCUAUCCAAGAUCCAAGGACCACGGCGGUGAGCCCAGAUCUGGGUUCAGAUGGCACUGUUU